AUGUUCCCUUCAAAUCCACCCCCCGAGGACGCACCCGCGAGGACCCAACUGACCUACAGCCUUCUUCGUCUGGCCCUGUUGUCAGCGCGCGAGGCAUAUUACCUUGAAAGCACGGACACUGGGCUCGCGGACCCUCUCGAUGACACUUCUGCAGGUCAAUUGUUCCUGGACCUGGAUCGCAAGUUUGGAGACGUGUGCGGACACUUGUUGGAUGCCAGCAAUUUGGGCGAGAUUCUCGAAGACAUAUGCCCCCCCUCUGAUGAAGACCCCAUCUCUCAUAACCAGCCUCCUAUGAAGCCUCCCUCUCAUGAUCUCUCGUCUGUCAGCCUCCCCUCUUGUGCCGUGUCUCCUGUGUACCCUGGCCGCGCCAACCAAAGUCUUGUCUCCCCCUCAAACCUCCGUCCUCCCGAAGCUCCCAGGGGCCACACCACGAUGCGCCCACCUACUGUUGCCCAGUCGCGCUCUAUAGUAAGUAGUUCUACUCAGCACCGCAAGCGCAAGUCCAACACAUCCCACGAUCGCACGCCUGGCCCCUCCGCCCCUUUGCCAACUUUCCGUUCGUCGGGAUGGGUCCACAACAUGUCCCCAGGCUCAUCAACGUCGACGCCGCCAUCAACGUCAACGCCGCGCAAGCUCCCAAGACCUGCUCCGGCACAGAGGCCCUGCAAUCCAUGGGACGACUUCAGCACCGCCUUCUCAGGUUUCUCCAACAAGCGUCGUACCUAG
This is a messenger RNA of Dichomitus squalens LYAD-421 SS1, 726 nucleotides long. RefSeq lists its product as uncharacterized. The coding region runs from base 1 to 726 and encodes 241 amino acids. NCBI's taxonomy places the organism in Eukaryota, Fungi, Basidiomycota, Agaricomycetes, Polyporales, Polyporaceae. The transcript is spliced from 2 exons. The record is from RefSeq and is a predicted model, not a curated record.